GCGGGCCCCGCCCCGCGGUGGCGCCGCCCCGGGGACAAUAGCGCGGGGCCAUGGCGUCCGCCGGCGGCCGCCCGCCCAGCCAGAGCCGCGCCAUCCCCACGCGCACCGUGGCCCUCAGCGACGCCACGCAGCUGCCCCCCGACUACUGCACCACCCCCGGCGGCACCCUCUUCUCCACCACGCCGGGAGGUACCCGCAUCAUCUACGACCGCAAGUUCCUGCUGGACCGCCGCAACUCGCCCAUGGCGCAGACGCCGCCGUGCCACCUCCCCGACAUCCCCGGCGUCACCAGCCCCGGCGCCGCCGACGAGCCCAAAGCGGAGGCCGGCAGCAGCCUGAGCAAUCACGACGGGAAGCCGUCCACGGGGGACGAUGCGCAGUUCGAGAUGGACAUCUGACCGGGCGCCCUCCUGCUCUCCUUCGCCGUUUCCCCGUUGUUUUUUUCCUCCCGUUUUAUUUUUUUGUGUGUGUGGUUUUUUUUGUUUUUUUUUUUUUGCCAAGUUGCCUUCAGCUCCCAUACACCUGCCCCCUUCCCAAAACUCGUUUUAAGGAACAACGCCUGGAAAUCGAGGGUUUGUUUUUUGAUUUUUUUAGCAGCCGGGCUCCCCAUCCCGGGGCCAGCAGCUCGUGCCGCCCUCCCCGUGCCUUCUCCCGGAAAAUUUCAGCAGCCACGGUACCCGAGGAGGUACCGGCACCGCCGAUGCUGCCCCUCCGGGCGGAGAAAACUCUUUUGGGGUCCGGGUUCAACCCCGAUGGUGCCGGGCACUGCACCCGGGCUCCCCGUUUCCAUCAGGCAACGCAACGCGGCCGUGCACUACGGGCAGCCCUUGGUUUUACGAUAUAUAUUUAUAUUUUCUGGUACUGAACAAAAAGGGGAGAAAAUAAUAAAAAAAAAGGGGGAGAAAUCUCUCUCUCAGGCCAGAUUUUGUGCCGGGGGGGGGAUUUGGGAUUUGGGGGGGAUUUUCUUUGCCAGGUGCUGGCAUCGGGGUGCUGCGUGAGUGGAGAUGCGGAUAGGCGUGCGGGUGGGUGCUUGUGACACGCGCACAGAUAUAUAUAUGUUAUAUAUAGAGAGAGAUAUAUUUUUUUUCCUUAAAAUGACGAUCCGAGGGGGUCCUUCGCGUCCUCGGGUUGGCCGGGGCGGGGGCGACGUGUCGCGGAGCGGGGAGGGCGACGGCCGUCAGCCGCGCGGUGCGUCGCGGGACCGCUGUUCCCCGAGCCGAAAAAAAACGAUAAUCCAAGGGACAUCCUGACUUUCUACGACUUUCUACGACGUUUCUACGGCUUUCUACCGAGUUUCUACAACUUUCUACCGAGUUACCUUUUUCUUUGUUCUUUUUUCGUUGUUUUGUUUUUGUUUCUUAAACGGGAUUCUGGCUGAAGAGCGAGGAGUGCCCGGCCUCUCGGGGCGGCUUCUCCGCUGUUCAGGGUUGUCGGUGGGGUUUUUUUGGUUUUCCUGUCUCUUGAAAGAGGUGUUGGGGAGGAGAAGAGCUCUCACCGGUGGUUGCUGUUACAGCGAGGUCAAUAAAGAUCUUGGUUCUACAACA
Molecule: messenger RNA, 1544 nt
Organism: Cygnus olor (mute swan)
Lineage: Eukaryota; Metazoa; Chordata; Aves; Anseriformes; Anatidae
Gene: EIF4EBP2
Product: eukaryotic translation initiation factor 4E binding protein 2
Exons: 3
Coding region: 51-398 (115 amino acids)
Biological process (GO): negative regulation of translational initiation
Cellular component (GO): cytoplasm
Molecular function (GO): eukaryotic initiation factor 4E binding
Source: RefSeq, a predicted model, not a curated record